ACCGAGCCUUGCUCUCCGCCGGCGUCAGCUCACCACAGAGUGGGGAGGAGGAGCGCUCGGCGCCGAGCGCCGUGCAGGAGGAGGAGGAGGGAUUUUUGUUGUCCAGGGUCAAAUUAUUGUGAACCUGAGGGUUUCAUAGCAUGACCCAUGUGCUGGCUGUUGCUGGAUGAAGCUAUCCGCGCUAUCUUGUCCUCUCUGUCUGCUGCUCUCUUUGUUUUAGUGGUUUAGUUAGUGUCUUUGAUCAAUUCAGAUUCAGUGGGAAACAAAUCACUUUCUUUGUAGGUAGGCUUUUCUGUCGGAUGGAACCGUCAAUCCAAUUCAUUUUUCCUAUGGUCUAUGGAUCGAGGGUUUUAAGAAGCACAGCAAUGCUCGUGUGCUGGCUCGUGGGGAAGGAGAAGGGCAGUCAGCAAGUGAAACUGCCCCACUUGGAAGCAGUGGUGAUUGGGCGUGGCCCAGAGACAGGGAUAACGGAUAAGAGGUGCUCACGGCAGCAAGUUCAGUUAAAAGCAGAUUGUAACAAGGGAUAUGUCACAGUUAAGCAGAUAGGGGUCAACCCAAGUAGUGUUGAUCUCGUGAAUAUUGGCAAGGAUGAAGUGGUGCAAAUGAAGCCAGGCCAAGUUCUGUAUAUUGUGAAUAACCUUUACCCCUACACGGUGCACUUUGCGGAAGAGUCAGGGAAAACUGUUACAGAAGCAGAAGACAGAACAGAAACCUGCAAGAGGCCACAUGAGGACUCCUGUGAGAAUGAUGAUGCAGAGCUUGUGUCCAGAAAAACAAUGAAAAUGGAGGUGGUGGAUGCACAAGGCAGUUCUGCAAAUCCCCAGCUAAGCACUACCAGUGUAUCUCCAGGUGAAGGCACCUCAAGCAAAAAGGAGCAUUUAGGACACUGGAGUCAGGGUCUAAAGAGCUCCAUGGAAGAUCCAACACUGCAGGUUUACAAAGAUGGAAAGACUGUAGUCAUCAAGGAUAAAUAUCCCAAGGCACGUUACCAUUGGCUUGUCUUACCGUGGGAGCCCAUUUCAAGCCUGAAGUCAGUCACCAGGGACCACCUUGAACUCCUGGAACAUAUGCAUGCUGUUGGGCAGAAAAUGAUCGAUCAGUGCCCUGCCAGAGAGAGCCUGGAGUUCAGACUGGGUUACCAUGCUAUCCCCAGUAUGAGUCAGCUACAUUUGCAUGUAAUCAGCCAGGAUUUUGAUUCUAUGGCCCUGAAAACCAAAAAGCACUGGAACUCUUUUACUACUGACUAUUUCUUAAACUCUCAAGAUGUGAUAGAGAUGGUAAGAAGUAAUGGAAAAGUGAUGGUGAGAGAUCAUGUCUCUGAACUUCUCAAACUGCCCCUCAGAUGCCACCGUUGUAAACAAAAGCUGUCCACAAUCCCACAGUUAAAGGCACAUAUCCGGACGCAUCAGCCAAAAUGACUUUGCAGAAAAUGGUGUCUCACCCUGCCUUUGGAUUUCAGGUCAAAACAAAGACUGUGAAAUGUAAGUUGAAAUGUAUGUUUGUUAACUGGAAUGACAAAUGUACUGUCGGGAAAGAUAACCUGGAAACAGCAGCACACUAACUUUGUAAUAGCUUAGACAAAAAAACACCCCCCCUCCUUCAACCAAAUAAAAUCAUGAAGUGAUUUCUGAAAUUGAAGGUGUGUUUGCAGCUUUGCUGUGGUACAGCCACACUAACCUGUAUGUGAGCCAAAAAGCACAGAAGUGUUUUGUUUGGAUGAAAGGAUUUAUUUUAAUUCAGAAGCUGAACUGAGCCCAGAUCUAGGUUUCUACUGAGAACACAGAGAAACAAGGUUUAGAGGUCUUUCUGGACAUGUCUGCUGCCUAUCACUGAACUUUCUCCUAAGCUAUAAUGUUGCAGGUGCUGGUGUGGCUGACAGAACGUGCUGUCAGUGUAGGGCAAGGAGCAUCAGCUACAGCAUCCACACUUCGCUGCGCCACUGAAUGGCUUGAUUUCGGUGCUGCUGAACUUCCCCUCAGAUAUGGAGCAGGCCUUGCCCCUCACCAGGGUGCAGCAUAGCCACUGCUCAGGCUCUAAGUGGGGCAGACAAUGUCUUUCAUUUACAAAGAUGUAUUUAAGCAUUUUUAUAAUAGGCAACAAUCAGCUUUUCUGCUCCCCAGAGUAAUGAACUAUCAGGGUUUGCAGUUGCUUGUCCGCAUAUGUUGAGUUUGGUACAGAAAUUGUGGGGUAUAAUCCUGCCCUGUUUCUCCAGAUCAGGAUUUUGGUGAGCCUCUAAUAAUUCGAUUAUUUUCAAGAUGUGAAUUUGCAGAGAGGCAGCAGAGCAGUACUAAUAAAAACCUGUUUCUGGGUCCAGAACUGGUGUGCACCAUUCAAAUUUCAUCCUAAGCCCAGCUCUGACUUGUUAAGUAAGAUGCCUUCUGGGUGAGAUGGCUUUCAGUAAAUUAGCUCGCAGUGCUUUUGCUACACAAGGAAAAUGCUGCUCCUAAAUCUUGAUAGCACAUUUUGUGGGAAGAGGGUGUCCUGUUCUCUUGUCCCCCCAUGCAGCUGCAUGUUGCUAUACAGACUCCGAUGGGCAAAUAUUAAACUCAUUGCUGCUGGAGAAGGACAAAGACAUUCCUGUCAUGGAACUGUCCCGAAAAAUGGGUUCUUUCACCUGGUGUGCAAGGAGUCAAGUUUAUUUCAUGCCAGCACAGAGAUUGGUGCUGGGUGGUAAAUCCACAGAGCAGCACACCCAGUUACAGCCAAGCAGUGUAUUUAUAUUUUCAAAAUACUGUAGUUACCCAGUUUCUAAAUAAAAGUCUAUUCAAUAGCUAUUGGACAA
Messenger RNA from Myiozetetes cayanensis, 2782 nucleotides. RefSeq names its product aprataxin (gene APTX). The transcript is spliced from 8 exons. The coding region runs from base 300 to 1418 and encodes 372 amino acids. Gene Ontology annotation, molecular function: DNA 5'-adenosine monophosphate hydrolase activity; mismatched DNA binding; single-strand break-containing DNA binding. Gene Ontology annotation, cellular component: nucleus. The record is from RefSeq and is a predicted model, not a curated record. Gene Ontology annotation, biological process: double-strand break repair; single strand break repair. NCBI's taxonomy places the organism in Eukaryota, Metazoa, Chordata, Aves, Passeriformes, Tyrannidae.